GCAAGCUCCAGCAGAAAGAAUAAAGUGAUUCUGGCUCCAGGGGUAGAGAGUUGUCCGCUACACGUGUAACGUUAGCUAGUUUCAUUCAUUUCUUUCGAGGCCGAUUAGAUUGUGCGUCCCAGUACUGAAAUGUAAAUACGUCUUAAUUAUUAUGUAUUUGUCUAUUUCACAAAUUUUCUAAUUUGCAAGUUAGCUACCAGUUUGGAGAUUGAUGCGUCAGCCAACUAACGACGCUAUAUCGGUGACGUUAGUAGUUAGCAAAUGGCAGCUAGUAGCUUGUUAGUUAUAUAUUUUUAGCUAGCUACCUGUCUACUUUUUCAUUGUAAAACACUUCGUACAUGUUGCAUAAUGGUUGAAACUAGCUAGCUACCAACUUCUUCUACAUCUAGCUAAUUCUUGCAGACUUUAAUGAGGUAAUAGGCCGCUAACAGUAACGGAGGCUAGCUAACGUUACCUGACCUGUUUUCUAAGUGACCAAUUUGUUUUAUUUCACAGAAGAUGGCUGCUCCGGAUAUGCGCCUCAACCACACUAUAUACAUCAACAACCUAAACGAGAAGAUUAAAAAAGAUGGUUAGAGCUUAGAGCUGGCUACCCCUUCAUUUUUUGUUACGAUUUUGCCCUCAUGUCUGUGUUUGUUUUCCCAUCAACCAUGCCAAUGGCUCCUUGCCUAAACAUGUAUUGUUUGUACCCUUUGUCACGCAGAACUGAAGAAGUCGUUGUACGCGAUCUUCUCUCAGUUUGGUCAAAUCCUGGACAUUUUGGUUGCCCGCUCCCUGAAAAUGAGGGGUCAGGCCUUUGUCAUCUUCAAGGAGGUCAACAGCGCCUCCAAUGCCCUGCGUUCCAUGCAGGGGUUCCCAUUCUAUGAAAAACCUAUGGUGAGCUACUGCCAAUAACACCUUGGUACACAUCAGCUAGCUUUUGCCUGACACAUGUUUAGCUAGAGAAUAAUUAUUCUCUAAUAUGCAGUCCUGUAAAUAGUCCUGUCGUCAUCAACUGUCCCUCUUUCUCAUGGCAGCGUAUUGGGUACGCCAAGGGGGACUCUGACAUAAUCGCUAAAAUGAAGGGCACCUACGUGGAGCGGGACCGUAAGAAGGAGAAGAGGGUCAAGGGCCCAGAGGCAGCAGGGGCCAAAAAGGGUGUGCCAGGAACCCCUGUAGUACCCAUGGGCCCUGGAGUUCAAACACCCAUGGGCCCUGGAGUUCCAACACCCAUGCCCGUAAGUGUUGUACUGUGAGCCUGAAGACACAGAACCACGUUUGUAGCCACAAAUGCACUGUUAGCCUCUGCGCUUAACAUGUUUACUUUAAGACAUGUCUAUCUAAAAUGGUGGAUUGUGUGUUAUUCCACGUGUAUCGCUAAAUGAUAGUGCGGCUGAUUUAAUUGAACAUUCUUGUUCUUCUGAAGGGAAUGCCACCCAUGAGCGGGGCUCCUCGUAUGAUGCAAAUGCCAGGGCAGCCCCCCUACAUGCCCCCGCCAGGCAUGAUGCCACCUCCCGGGAUGGGCCCUGGGGGGAUGCUCCCUGGUGCCAUGCCUCCGGGUGGGAUGAUGCCCGGGCAAAUGCCCCACGCCCAGGUAUGGAUCACGUUUAUCCGUGUUAGUUUGUCUUGUCAGUGCCCUUUUUAUUAACUACACAGCAGGUCUGUUUAGUGGAACACUGUAAUCAUGAGUUUGCUUGUCGUUCAUCUUACUGUAUAAUCUCACUCUGUAACUUAUUAUAUAGAUAAAUGUAAUCUUCCUUUCCUCCAGGUUGCAGAAAACCCUCCCAACCACAUCCUGUUCCUCACCAACCUCCCAGAGGAGACCAACGAGCUCAUGCUGUCUAUGCUCUUCAACCAGUUAGUACAUCUUCAUUUUAUUCUCCCCUUCUACUAUACUCCUUGGUGCGGUGUGAAAAUGUAAUGUUUAUUCUUCCAUGUCCUGUGGUAUUGGAACAUAUCUGUUUGGUUUUCAGCUUCCAAUGUUGUGGUUAUGUCAACUACUAGUGUUUGUGUAUGGUGAGAUUGAAUAUGUUGACAAGUAUAGACCCUUGAUGUCUUUAACAAGUCUGCCCCGAAGCUCUGUCCUGAUGUUGACCGUUUUCCCACUUCAGGUUCCCUGGGUUCAAAGAGGUACGUCUGGUGCCUGGUCGCCACGAUAUCGCCUUUGUGGAGUUUGAUAAUGACGUGCAGGCUGGAGCAGCCAGGGAGGCACUACAGGGCUUCAAGAUCACCCAGACCAACGCCAUGAAGAUCUCUUUCGCCAAGAAAUAACACACCAGAGAGCUCUUGAGUGGUUUACAAUCUCACACACACACACCAGAGAGACCUCCUCCCCUUAAACUAUACCAGCACAGAGCCGACUACUAACCUGUCCAUCGCCAAGGAAGCACAGUGUGUUACAAGUCCGCCUAUAGAAGAGCAAAUAUUUUUAGCCUCUUCUUUUUUAAGUUGAGAUUUUUAUUGUAAUUGUCCUGUUACUGCCCUUCCUGUGAUCCCCCAUACUCAUUUAGAAUAACUGGAGAUGACUUGCCUUGUAUGUGAUGGUAGGUUACCAGCGGUUUAGAGAAGAGACAUAGACAGAGGUCAGCAUUUUGAUGAUUGAAAUGCUGGCACCAGGCUUGAAAAUGAUAACUUGUAAGGACUAUAUUGGUAUAGUGAUUUGGUGCCAACAUAGAGGAUAGUUAGCUGACAUUUGCAUAUCCAUAGCUCUGGUUAAGAAAAAAUGAAAAUGUCAGUUUCUGCACCCAUUAAUUGAGGAUAAAAUCUGGUGUUUGUAUGUAAGUAUAUUUUCAUUUUUACUGUCUUGUCUGUUAUAAAGCAUUGCACCCAGGGUCUGUUUCGCCCAGACAUUGUACCUGGAGCUUUUCUGUUUGAUUAAAACAUGUGCUUUUUAUAAUGACUAAUGCUGUACGUGUUCCUUUCUGCUUUUAUGUUCGGGGAGACACCAGGGGCUGUAUAGAUGGGUUGGUUGUUUAACAACAAAAC
Molecule: messenger RNA, 2964 nt
Organism: Coregonus sp. 'balchen'
Lineage: Eukaryota; Metazoa; Chordata; Actinopteri; Salmoniformes; Salmonidae
Source: the annotation of a GenBank genome assembly